Paramuricea clavata is the source of this 324-nucleotide messenger RNA. The record is from the annotation of a GenBank genome assembly. Lineage: Eukaryota; Metazoa; Cnidaria; Anthozoa; Malacalcyonacea; Plexauridae.
AUGUCUUGCUCAGCAUCUGAGAUUGACAGUGAUCAAUCUGACACACAUGGGAAUGAGAUCGUUGACAGUGAACCUGAACAAGACAAUAUUGCAAGUUACCUUCAGGAUGGAAGCAGAAAGAGGGUGAGAACUUAUGAUGAAAAAGACGAUGAUGUGUGUGUCCCUACCAAAAAGGCUACACAGCAUCCACCUGCUACAGGCGGGGCAGGCAGUCAGUUAAGUAUGAUACACUUUAUGAAAACUAAGCAACUAGGAGAGAAGCAAGUUAAAGAUAUGCCACCAUACCAAAGCGAGAUUAUACCAAGUAUAGGCAAGUUUGCUUAA